AUGGCAACAGAGCAUGGCUCUCGGCGGAUUCCUGGCCUCCAGAAGACCCCUGAAGGAGUUGUAUCUCCCGGGAGUGCUACUGAGGGCCCCACCUUGACCAGAAGAAGGAGCAAGAAGGAGAGGCAACUGCCAGGGUCCCAGAAGGCCAGUUCUGGGAAGCAGUCCUCUGGCCAAGGCUCCGAGGCCUCAGGAAGCAGCAAGAACCCCCCAAAGACCAAAGCGGGACAGGGUGAGCCACCUUCAGCACCGCCCAGGCAAGCCUCUCACCGACAGUCCCACCGACAUCGUUCUGACCCCCAGCAGGAUGCUGCCCAAAGGACUUAUGGGCCCCUGCUCAACCGCAUCUUCGGAAAGGAUCGGGAACUGGGUCCUGAGGAGCUCGAGGAGCUGCAGGCUGCCUUUGAGGAGUUUGACACUGACCAGGAUGGCUGCAUCGGCUACCGGGAGCUGGGUGACUGCAUGCGGACACUGGGCUACAUGCCCACGGAGAUGGAGCUCCUGGAAGUGUCACAGCACGUGAAGAUGCGCAUGGGCGGCUUUGUGGAUUUUGAAGAGUUUGUGGAGCUGAUCAGCCCAAAGCUGAGGGAGGAGACAGCUCACAUGUUGGGUGUACGAGAGCUGCGCAUAGCCUUCCGAGAGUUUGACAAGGACAGGGAUGGACUGAUCACAGUGGCAGAGCUGCGACAGGCAGCGCCAGCUCUGCUGGGGGAACCACUAGAGGGCACUGAGCUGGAUGAGAUGUUGCGAGACAUGGACCUCAAUGGGGAUGGCACCAUAGACUUUGACGAAUUUGUAAUGAUGCUAUCUACUGGCUGA
Messenger RNA from Arvicola amphibius (Eurasian water vole), 816 nucleotides. Its product is annotated as calcium-binding protein 4. The transcript is spliced from 6 exons. Lineage: Eukaryota; Metazoa; Chordata; Mammalia; Rodentia; Cricetidae. Gene Ontology annotation, molecular function: calcium ion binding. The coding region runs from base 1 to 816 and encodes 271 amino acids. The record is from RefSeq and is a predicted model, not a curated record.